ACAAAUUAUAUUAAUUUUGCUACCAUGGUCAAAACCCAGUUCUCUAAAAUUAUCAAAGUUUUGAGAACUGAUAAUGCUACUAAAUAUCUUGGUACUAAACUUCAAUCCUUUUUGAAACAACAGUGUACACUGCCACAACAAUCUUGUCCUUAUACUUCUGAACAAAAUGGGCAAGCCGAACACAAACACAGACACAUCCUUGAUUCUGUUCGUGCUCUCCUCAUUUCAUCUUCUUGUCCAGAGCGAUUUUGGUGUGAGGCUGCUCUUACAAUUGCUUAUCUUAUUAAUCGCAUUCCAUCAUCAGUCCUUAAUAACCAGUCUCCAUAUGAGCAUCUACAUGGUAUUCUUCCUGCUUAUAAUCUUCUUAAGGUUUUUGGUUGUGCAUGUUUUGUUCUUCUUCCACCUCAUGAACAUAACAAGUUAGAACCUACAGCUCGAUUAUGCUGUUUUUUGGGUUUUGAGAUUACACAAAAAGGAUAUCGUUGUUGGGAUCCUGUGUCACAAAAACUCCAAGUUUCACGUUGUGUUGUCUUUUCGGAACACACUAUGUUCUCAUCAUUGUCAAACUUCAAAGUGUCAUCCUCUCAUCAACCUCCAUGUUUUACUAAUCCUUCUAUUGAGCUAUUUCCUAGUGAUUCUAAUGCAGGUACAUCUGAUGAGCUCUACAAUGCCUCGCCACAUGCUCCAACUAGUUCUGUAGAAGAUGACCUGCCUGCUGGUAAUGUAUUAGAUAAUUUUGAGCCUUCUUCUACUUCCUCAUUUGUAUCACCUGUUGAUUCUACAAAUGAGCUUGUUGUCCCAUCCUCGAGUCAUCCUACUCGGGUAAGAAACCCUCCCAACUACCUUCGUGAUAAUAAUUGUUUUCCUGCUAUUACUUUGUUAUAUGAGCCUCAAUCCUAUCAAGAGGCCUCUUCUAACCCUCUUUGGCAACAAGCUAUGCAAGAUGAAUUACAAGCUCUUGAGAACACUUGUACAUGGGAUUUAGUUGAUCUUCUUGCUGAAAAAUCUCUAAUAGGGUGUAAAUGGGUGUACAAGAUCAAAACAAGAUCUAAUGGUUCUAUGGAGCGUUAUAAGGCACGCUUGGUUGCCAAGGGUCUUACACAGGAGUAUGGAAUUGACUAUGAGGAGACAUAUGCUCCAGUUGCUCGUCUUACAUCUGUGUGCAGUUUGCUUGCUAUCGCCGCUAUGCGAAGAUGGAAAUUGUUUCAGAUGGAUGUGAAAAAUGCUUUUCUUAAUGGUGACCUAGAAGAAGAAGUUUAUAUGAAACCACCUGUAAUAUCCCAAAAUUUUGGGAAUCUUCCCUCUCAACCCAGAAAUCCCGGAUCUGCUCUGUUCUUCUCCCUUGUCCGUCGGGUUCUGCUGGGUUUGAAUCCUUCGGCUUUUUCUGUGUGUCGUGAGUUUUCCCCUUGGAUCCCGUCGGCUUCCUCACCAGCCAAGCUCGGGUUCUGCUGGCUGGAAUUCUGGUUUUGAUCAUUCUGUCACCGUAGCACUUGGGUUAGCCUUCUAUUCUGUGCGAGUGAGUAACGGUUUUGUCAUUGAACGUUUUGCUAUUGAACUGAACUUGAUUUCCGCAUUAACGGUUUAUCAGUGAAAGUUUUGCUAUGUUUACAUGAUUUAUCUGGCAUGUUAAAAGUUUUACCCAAGGGCUAUCCAUAUUUACUUACUGAGUUAUCUCAUAGUUUUCCCUUGUCCACCAUUUCAGGAAGCGAAAUUGAGGACGGGGAAACCGAGGGGAGUGACGAGUUAGAAGGCUAGCCAUUUCGAGAUUGGUAUAGAUUUAGAAAUAAAUCAUGCUCUUGCAAGCUAGAGUGUAUGUGGAGAUUUUUGAUAACAUAGCAGAUUGUAAAAUUUUAUCUUGAGAUUUUGUGGUAUCAGGUUGUGAUUUGA
This is a messenger RNA of Rubroshorea leprosula, 1887 nucleotides long. The record is from the annotation of a GenBank genome assembly. NCBI's taxonomy places the organism in Eukaryota, Viridiplantae, Streptophyta, Magnoliopsida, Malvales, Dipterocarpaceae.